Molecule: messenger RNA, 780 nt
Organism: Solanum verrucosum
Lineage: Eukaryota; Viridiplantae; Streptophyta; Magnoliopsida; Solanales; Solanaceae
Exons: 2
Coding region: 188-475 (95 amino acids)
Source: RefSeq, a predicted model, not a curated record
UAUCCUCAUUUUUUCUUCUACUUCUUCUCUCAAAACAAAUAUUCAAAGUGUGUGGAGUUCAUUUUGUUCAGCUUCUUUCAAAAAAAAUUAAAGCAAAACUAAAGUAGGUCUGGCCGGGUUAAGGAUUUUGUUGAGUCGAUUAGGAGGAAGGUGUCGUAGGAAGAAAUUGAAGAUCAAAAUCAAAGUGAUGGAUGAUUGGUGGCAUAAAAUGGUGUUUCCUGUAAGGCGUGUUUGGUUUGCUGUUUCUGCUCGUGUUAAAGCUCGAAAAAAUGGUGCUGGACUUUUGAAGCUUCAUGACGAUAUACAAACCUGUGGUUACGAGGAUGUUCAGGUCAUGUGGGAAAUGCUUAGAAAAACCGAAUCAGAAGUGACAUCUCGGCACCAUAAACGCAAACGCAGACCAUUGUGGAGGAUAUUUGUAUGGUCCAAUCAUAGUUCUAACUCAUCCUUCUCCUCAGAACAUGCUCAUCAAUAGACAACUUGCUGCAUCUUCAAGAACAAUAAAAAGUGUCUGGAGAGUCAAGACAUGUAUGGCAACUUCCAUUUCUUGAACCCCAUAGGGUGGUGGUAUUUCAUGAUAUGGUAACAAAGCUAUUGUGUAUGUCCAUAUCAGCAUAGGAUGUAGUAUAUCUAUUAUACCUCUAUUAGCUAGCAUGACCAUAUGAGACUUAUCUAUGAUGGCGUCAGUUUGUAAAUAUUCCAUCUUUGUCAAGAGCCCCGUGAUCAUGUUUCAGCAUUAAACAGAGAAAAAGAACUGUGCAGAGCUCAAUUUUCCUCUGG